UUGUUCUUGCUGAUCUCAUUUUCCUGUUACUGUCCGAGAGAUAUUGAAACCAAUUAGCCUUUAGAUGUUUUUAAGUAGCUAUGACCUUACAGGAUAAUAAUCGAUGGUGUUUCUGCCUUUUAUUUUCAUUCUGAUGUUAUUGAUACAUGUUUUUAACCACCCUUCCAGGAGCUACUGUGGGAGUAAAGGUUGAAGUUAGAGCUAGCUAGCAGGGCAGCUAACUCCGGCUAGCUAGUGCUGGAAGACAAAGCUGGGAUUCUUGUGGUUUUUAGUAAUGGCGAAUCAGAACCUGCUUCAGAAGAAAAUCGGACAGAAUCUGUGGUUUGCCCUCCUGGGUCUGGGCUUCCAACCUGAAUCUGCGGCUGGAUCACUGGCAGGCAAAGCCAACACCAAAUACCUCUGCCUUGGACCGAAUAUGUUUGACAAACCAAACAAAGAUGCCUUCUACUUGGUCACCCAUUUCCUGUUGGAGAAACUGAAUCCCUCUCGCUUUCAUGAAGCAUACAGGCACUGCUGGCCUGUUUUGGAUCACAAAGCAGAUGCUGAGUUUCGCAAGGUUACCUGUACCUGGCUGCGGGAAAUCAUGGAUGAAACCGCCAACUCAGGAUCUAAAGUGGUGAUGUCAUUGUUUCUAUCCCCUGGUGGUCCCAAGUUCAUCAACUUGAUGCUUCAGUUAGCGUGCCAUGUGAUGCUGCAGGACAUGAAAACUUUCACCACAGAUAAGAGUUGGGUUCCUGAAGCUGCAGCCAUGCCUGCCUCCACCUUGGACAUAGCAGUGGGAAGGCUAAACUUCGUCCGUUCCAGGUUUUUGAAGGCUGCGGUGGAUCAGGAUCGUUUUCUCCACGAGUACCAGAGACGAGCUCAGUCUCUGGUCAAGUCCAUGAGAGACCUCAAAGCAGAGGGUGCCAAGUACGAUCAGCUCCUAAAGUGUCACAUUUCUCAAACUCCUCAGGAUGCAGAAUCUCUGUCUGAGAAGACAAGAAAGGUUCGUGCUUUGUGGUCGGUCAUUGAAGGAAUGCUGUCUAAUAUCAAGGAGGACCUGACUGUGAUAGAAAGUGUUUUAAAAGGCGACGUAGACCAGUACGUCCUGGACGGAACGGAUCGAGUCCUCAAACUUCCUCCUUGUCUACUGGAGAGAAUUGAACAUCUUCCACAUCGGUUAAACUCAGGAAACCUGUACGAGGCGGGCCAGCUGAACCUGCUGUGUGUCAUGGAGCUGUUGAAUCAUGCUCUGCAGGCCCUCAAAGAGGAAUGCUUUCGGAUCUCUCCCUCUGUCAAGUCCCAGCCUGGUGCUCAGCACCUUCAGGAGAAGUGCCAACAGAUGUGCCGAGUGCUGCAGGACCUCCGCUUAAUCAGGCAGAAACUUUCCAAGGAGGAAAUUCCUGAAGUGAAGAGUGCCAUCAGAGAGCUUCAGGCCAGCUGGGAGCAGAAGUGGAUGCACACACUGAAAGAAAAGCCACUUGUUUCUUUCCUGAAUGAGGAUCCUGCUCUUGGUUUCCUCUCACCAAUGGCUCCGUUGUCUUUUGAACCGGCUCCUGAAGCUACUUACAGGCGCAGCAUCUUUGCUCAGUUUCCUGCUAAACUUCUUGAUGACAAGCCUACAGAGGUGAAACCAACAGAAAGUGUCCACACAAGUCUGGAUAUCAGAAGUUUUCCUACAGUGCCUGAGCCAUCUGAACGCACCGUUGUUUCUGAAGCAUCGCGAGCAAAUUCAUCCCUGGAUUGGCUCUUCGACACGCCGCCAUCCCCUCAUGGAAAGGCUGCAGCUGUAGCACCGCUUCAGCCGCCCAGUGUUGACAAGACGACCCAUCACAAGACUGCUCCGGUGAAGACUCACUCUGAGAUUUUAGACUUGGAAUAUGAAAACCUCGCUGAUCAGUUUGCAGAUGCCGUAACGACAACCAGUCCGUUUGAUGGCCAAGGGAAAGGUUCCGAUUUAGAGGAUCUUCUAAGCACCCUUCAGAUGGAUCCAUUUUCUACUAGAAAGCAGCUGCCUCGAACACCUAAGAGCUUAAUAAUGGAUGUAAAAAGCUCCUGGAGAAAAGCUGUUGAUGAGGAUGAAGCGAAAAGACACUCCCUGCAAAGUGAGUCCAACGACAGCAUAUCUGGGCGACUCAGUCCUGUGAGUAGGGUGCUAAAUCUGAGCCCCUCCCUGGCUGAAAACCAGACCUCUCCCCCCACUCUUGGAGAUCAGGAAGCCUCCUCCGCCUGUCAACAGGGACUCGUCCCCAAAUCUUCUCUUUUAUGGGAAACUUUCUACACAGAGGCUCAUGACACCCCCAGCGGAACUGGCAGCAGCGCCGUACAGUUCAGCCUCGAACACGAAACUCUGCCUGAAAUGCCGAGCUGUGAUAGUUUGUACCUGGAGGAUGAAGCGGUGGAUAUGACGAGUGAGGAAGAGGAGCUACUCAUCCCCUCCUUAAAGACUGAUUUAAAGCAGACCCCAACCCCUUCAACUCAUCCAGAGAGGAACGCGGUCUCCCUGAUUGAAGGCUCCCCUGGGGGUCUUCUUUCAGAUCACAGGAUCUCUGCUAAAGACAAAACCUGGCUGACUGAACCCACAGCAUCAGAAGACGAUACCAACAAGGUGUUUUCAUUGGAUCUGGAUUCACUGGAUUCUCCUCAAAAGAAGGAGUACAGCCUGCCCACACUGAUCACCUUCUCCCCUAUUGAUGACAUGAAGUGUUAGCAGCAUUAAAGGCAGCUCCUUUCUCUUUUUAAAUUGUUGGUGAUGGACUCUUGAUUCCAAUUGUGCUCUAAAUGGAUAACAUUUGUGUAUAUAGCUGUAAAUAAAUAAAUCACAUCUGUUGCACUCUGGAUUAGCUCUAAUUGGAUUGAAGAAAAUGAUCCCUGAACUGAACCACUAAGAUUGUCACAGUUUAUAACUUCUGUCUUGUCUGACCCUGUGUAGAUCAGAGAAUAACUUGAAUAAAGAAAACUUUGCAAAGUAAA
Molecule: messenger RNA, 2952 nt
Organism: Cyprinodon variegatus (sheepshead minnow)
Lineage: Eukaryota; Metazoa; Chordata; Actinopteri; Cyprinodontiformes; Cyprinodontidae
Gene: haus6
Product: HAUS augmin like complex subunit 6
Exons: 16
Coding region: 275-2689 (804 amino acids)
Biological process (GO): spindle assembly
Cellular component (GO): mitotic spindle microtubule; HAUS complex
Molecular function (GO): microtubule binding
Source: RefSeq, a predicted model, not a curated record